Molecule: messenger RNA, 672 nt
Organism: Funneliformis caledonium
Lineage: Eukaryota; Fungi; Glomeromycota; Glomeromycetes; Glomerales; Glomeraceae
Source: the annotation of a GenBank genome assembly
AUGACCACACCAAGUAAACUUUAUAUUGGACAUCUUUCGUCAAGAACAGAAAAACGAGAUUUAGAAGAGUUGUUCGAACGUUAUGGAAAAGUCUUAAGCGUGGAUGUGAAGCCUAUGGGCUAUGCUUUUGUUGAGUUUGAGGAUCCGCGUGAUGCUGAUGAUGCAGUAAAACAAUUAAAUGGAUAUGAAUUAGAUGGUGCUCGCAUUGCUGUGGAAUGGUCACGUCGAUCUGGCGGUCCAGGCAGUGGUUGCUUCUUAUGUGGCGGACAAGGUCACUGGGCUAGGGAAUGUCCUGAUGCUAGGGAAAAAGGCAUGGACGUUCGAAGCGGUCGAUGCUUUCGAUGCGGUGAAUUAGGCCAUUUGGCGAAAUAUUGCAGCGGUAAUAGUGAUUACGAUCGUAGAGGUCCAUCUCCUAAAUACGGUAGAGCUCGUUCUCCAUACUAUAGUGGACGUGGUGGCUCUUAUUAUGACGACUAUGAUCGUUAUCGACGUUAUUCAAAAUCCCCACCUUAUGGAGGUUCUGGCAGUGGAUCUUAUAGUGGAAGAAAUCGCUCAAGGAGUCCCUAUAGUAGACGUAGCCAGAGCCCUUAUUACAAUGAUUAUGGAAGAAGAAGUCCGAGUCCAUAUGGGUAUGUUUUAGGACGGCGACAUUUAAAUGUCACCAAAACUUAA